Molecule: messenger RNA, 2791 nt
Organism: Rubroshorea leprosula
Lineage: Eukaryota; Viridiplantae; Streptophyta; Magnoliopsida; Malvales; Dipterocarpaceae
Source: the annotation of a GenBank genome assembly
AACAAUCAUUUUCUCCAAGGCAGAAGAAGAUCAUUGCAGAAAAGGAAAAAAUAAAUGGAACAAUAUGGCAGGUGUUCUAGAGUGGGAAAAUGUGUUGGUGCUGUCAAAAGCAAAAUUUUCCGAGCCAAUUCUGACAACAGAUGCAUUAUCGAGGGAACAAUUGUUAUUGAGCAUGGUUCCAGGAAGUAUGGUCCUGGCAAGUCAGUUUCUGUUCAAAUCUACAGCUCAACAGAAGUUGAUCCUGAUACUGGCAAAGGAAAAUUGAGUCAGAAAGCAUACCUCAAGGAAGGAAAGAGCAGCAAACAAGAUGAUGUAAGAACCACAACGUAUCAAGUGAAGUUCUUCGUGGAGUCAGGAUUUGGAGUUCCAGGCGCUUUCGUCGUAAGAAACCAGCACAGGCAUGAGUUCUUCCUUCAACAUGCAACCCUCCAAGCUUCUGAGAACCAGAUUAUCCACUUCGACUGCAGGUCCUGGGUGUAUCCCAUCAAAAAGACCAAAUCCAAUCGGAUAUUCUUCUCAAACUCUUGUUUUCUUCCCAGCCAAACACCUAGAGGUCUGGUGGAAUUACGGAGGGAGGAACUUGUAAGUUUGAGGGGAAAUGGAACUGGAGAAAGGAAGAAAUGGGAUCGAAUCUAUGAGUACGACUACUACAAUGAUCUUGGCAAUCCUGAUGAAGAUCCAGAAUACAUUAGACCUGUGUUAGGUGGCUCUAAUUUGCAUCCAUUCCCUCGUAGGCUGAGAACGGGGAGACCUCCAAACAAAACUGAUCCAUCAACUGAAAGCCGGCCAGAAUUAUUUAAUUUUGAUAUAUAUGUUCCUCCAGACGAAAGAUUCAGCCCGAAGAAACUAGCUGAAUUCAAAAGGAAUGCAAUCCAGGCUACACUACAUUUCCUUGUACCUGAGGCAAAGAAAUUGUUCCAGGAAUCCAACGGUCUUGAUUUCGAGUCCUUUGAUGAGAUUCUUGACCUGUUUUCCAGCAACAGAGACCAAGUUCUGGAGGGAGGGGUUGCAAAGAUAAUGAAGAAAUUAGUAACAGAUGGUUUUUUUAAAGAAAUUACUAAUGCAAGCAAAUUAGACUCCAUAAAUUUCCCAUUACCUCAAAUUAUAGCAGCUAAUGAUACUGCAUGGAUAGAAGAUGAAGAGUUUGGGCACCAAAUGCUUGCGGGAGCAAAUCCAACACGGAUUAGGGGCUUAGAGACAUUUCCACCAGAAGGGAGUAGCAUAGACCAAUCACAUAUAGAGCACAACCUUGAUGGGCUGAGUCUUGAACGUGCAAUGAAACAGUGGAGGUUAUACAUCUUGGACCACCAUGACUAUCUGAUGCCAUUUUUAGAGAGAAUAUUCUUAGAGGAGGGUGCCUGCACCUACGCAUCCAGAACACUAUUCUUCUUGAGAAAUGAUGCCACAUUAAAGCCAGUGGCCAUUGAACUGAGCUUCCCUGGGGUGAUCAGUAGGGUGUUCGUUCCAGCAAGUGAAGGAACUGACAGAGCAUUGUGGCAACUUGCAAAAGCACAUGUCGCGGCUAAUGACUCAGUAUACCAUCAGCUCAUUAACCAUUGGUUGCAUACUCACAUGGUGGCGGAGCCAUUCAUCAUUGCCACUAGAAGGCAACUGAGCGUGAUGCAUCCAAUUCAUAGGCUGCUAGAUCCUCAUUUCAAAGACACAAUGCACAUAAAUGCGCUAGCUCGGAGUUUUCUCAUAAACGCUGGAGGAAUCUUUGAUAAUACAUUAUUCUCAGGCAGCUGUUCAAUGGAGUUGUCUUCUGAGCUAUAUAAAGAGUGGAGAUUCGAUGAACAAGCUCUCUCCAUUGAUCUUUUAAAUAGGCGCAUGGCCUUAGAAGAUACACAAAGCUUCAGUGAAGUUUUCAUCCUCUUUCAAGACUAUCCUUACGGACUAGAUGGUCUUGACAUAUGGGUUGCCAUCAAAGCAUGGGUGCAAGAUUUUUGUGAUAUCUUCUACAAAGAUGAUGAUUCUGUCAGAUCUGAUGUAGAAAUCCAAGCCUGGUGGUCCGAAAUAAGAAAUGUUGGUCAUGGUGACAAGCGACAGGAGACAUGGUGGUAUGAAAUGACAACUCGGUCUGAAUUAAUGCAGGCUCUAACCACCCUCAUAUGGAUAGCAUCUGGCCUCCAUGCUUCAUUGAAUUUUGGACAAUAUGCAUAUGCUGGUUACCCUCCAAGUCGCCCCUUUCUAUGUAGGAAAUUCAUUCCGUAUGAAGGGACAGAAGAAUUUGCUGAGUUCUUAAGUGAUCCAGACAACUACUUCCUCCAAAUGUUGCCUGGAAGAAUUCAGAUGACUCUUGGCAUAGCAUUACUAGAGGUCCUCUCGCGGCACAUAUCUGAUGAAGAAUACUUGGGUCAAAGGCCAUCAUCAAAGUGGAUAGACAAUAAAGAUGCUCAGGAAAAAUUUGAAAAGUUCAACGAAAAUCUUAAAGAAGUAGAGAAGAAAAUCUUGGAGAGAAAUGAAGAUCCCAAGCUGAAGAACAGAUGGGGCAAAGCCAAUAUUCCUUACAGACUUCUCUACCCUGAUACAUCAAAGGUCGAAUUCAAAGGAGGAAUUACAUCGAGGGGAAUUCCUAACAGCAUAUCCAUAUAGCAUAUAACAAUGUUUCAAUCUCAUGCAAACCAUAUUCUAAAGAUUCUAUCAAGCUUACAAAUGCAAUAAUUUCUUCGGUUUCAGUUUAAAGUUAGGAAGACAGUAAAGAGAAAAAAGCAUGGCAACAUGAUAGUAGUUGAAACUUGAAACGAAAGAAACCACCCUCAGAUGUUCCUAAAAAUGAAGAAAGAAUCAUAGA